GGCAACAGCGCAGAUGACCAACUGACCAACGCAAUAGACCAAUUUGUAUAAUCAAAGCGAUUAAAACCAUAAAACGAUCCUUCAUCUACGGCUACAGUCAUUCGAAGCAUACACGCGAUUCGACGAUACACAUCACAUCCGAUUGCUGGUCUAAGUCAGUAUUUGAUAACUUUGUGAAUUCCCCCAAGUCAAGAGAAAUAAUUCAAAAUGGUGGCUGGUUGUGGACCAAAGAUUGCGAAGCUUUUCCUGUUCAUAUUGAACUUCUGCGUGUGGGCAGCAGGCAUUGUGCUGAUUUCUAUAGGAUCAUGGAUAACCGCCCGGCAACAAGAAUACACGGAUCUCUUCGCGGAGGAUACCAUAUUGAUUGUGACUGGUAUAACGAUAGGGGUGGGGUGCUUCAUCUUCCUGGUAGGUUUCUGUGGAUGCUGUGGCGCCCUCAAGGAAGGAACGUUCCUCCUCAAACUGUAUUUCUUCUUCAUGGUUCUGAUCAUCUUACUGGAGAUCACCGCCGGCAUUCUCGCUUUCGUCUUCGAUGAUGAGCUUGAGGCCAGUAUGAUUGAAGGAAUGACAUACACCAUCACCAACACUUACCCAACAACAGACGCCUCCAAGGAAUCUGUAGAUGGUAUUCAAAAUUCAUUUGACUGCUGUGGUGCUACGGGGUACGCAGACUAUGCAAACUCGUUGAACUUCCCCAGUAACCUGGCCGUGCCUGAAUCGUGCUGUGUGGACGGAGCGAGUGUUUCACAGUGCCAGACCGGUACCAAGGGCAAUCCGACCUUCCCCACCCUCGUCAACAGCCAGGGAUGUGUCGAUGCGUCGAUUGAUGAUAUUCAAGAUAAUUAUCUUAUCAUCGGAGCCGUCUGUCUUGCUCUUCUUGUGUUCGAGAUUUUCACGAUGGUGUUUGCCUGCUGUGUCAUUAGUGGCAUUGACAAAGGAGAAUAUGCAUAAACAUUGAGCGAAUGAGGCAUGUUGGAUAUUAGCCAUGUGGGUCACGUGCUGCGUAAUUAGUGCCAUCGACGUUUAUUAAAUGAGCAAGUGGGAGUGUCUUCAAUCUGGGAUUCGACCAAUCAUAGAGUCGUACCGAGCCACUUAUGGAAAAUGACGUACAAUCUUUAAAGAACUAUUAAACAUUGAACAACGGAAGCAACAAUUCAUAAGGAAAUGAUCAUAUUUUAAAAUACAUCUUGUAUUAUUCCCAAUGAUAUGUAAAAAGUACUAUACCCAAAUAGUUGUUCUUAAAUUUCCUUUGCAAAUGAAUACAUGUAGAUUGCUUAAUUACAUUUUGAUUACAAAAUGCCUAAACACAUAUUUUUACAUUUGUAAAUACAUCUGCAUGCACUUUUGAUAUAAUAUUCGUUUAUUUGUUUUCCUUUUAUCAAGUUGGUUAUUGUAAUAGCAAACAAUAAUUAGAUUGGAUUACAUCUUCCCUAAAAAAAAAAAUCAACAUUUGGUGGGUUGCAUUUAUCAUGCUAAACUGAUUUUAUUGUAUGUUUGCAUUAUUUAAUUUACUUGGAAGUACACGUGAUAUUGAACAAUAAACCUUUUGAUAAAAUCCACGUGUUCCAGCUAGGUUUUAAAAAGUCAACAUUUAGUGAAAUGCAGUUGUCAUGGAAAUACAAGCUUAUUAAUUUUGUGGUUUCGUAUCUUAGUUACCUGGAAGUAAAAAUAUAUAAAGCAAUAAAAACAACUUCAACGUA
This is a messenger RNA of Strongylocentrotus purpuratus (purple sea urchin), 1700 nucleotides long. RefSeq names its product CD151 antigen. Gene Ontology annotation, cellular component: membrane. The transcript has 9 exons. The coding region runs from base 208 to 951 and encodes 247 amino acids. NCBI's taxonomy places the organism in Eukaryota, Metazoa, Echinodermata, Echinoidea, Camarodonta, Strongylocentrotidae. The record is from RefSeq and is a predicted model, not a curated record.